Messenger RNA from Prorocentrum cordatum, 642 nucleotides. Lineage: Eukaryota; Dinophyceae; Prorocentrales; Prorocentraceae. The record is from the annotation of a GenBank genome assembly.
GCGUUCAAUUCGUGGACCAAACGUGAUCUGGCGAACAAGCGCAUGCACAGAAUCAGAGACAAGUUGAGUGGUGAUAUCAAUUUUGACAACGCAUCGCGCCUGGAAGUGUCAUUAGACCUUGUAAGAGCGUGCGGCAAGUUCUUGGGCAAGAACGCCUUUUCCUUGUUGGAGCAGUCCUACGCGAACAACUAUCGCCGCCCCGGGUGGUGCUCGCAACACGGGUCGCUCAUGGGGCCCGGCGCCUUGGCGGGCGUCAACAUCAUCAACGGGACAUGGAAGCAGAGCGGGACGGGCAGCACGCAGCUCGGGGAUGUGUUGCAGCAGUUCGACGACUCCCACGCUAAUAUGCAGAAGCUGCGCCGCUUGUUCCGGGAAGAUUUGCAGUCUCUCCAGGUGUUGGUCAAGAAGACACGCGGCGCGAAGCGGGCCCUGGCUAGGGAGCUAUGCGAAGCCGUGGAACACAUUCUUGGUAUGUCUGACACGGGCUUGCAGUUCGUGUACUGCGAGAUAGCCAAGGUCGUCACGUUCCACUACAACCUCCACAAGCGGUACUGGCGCCUGCGCAAGCUGCGCGGCGACGCGGGCAAUGCGGCUGGCAGCGACGCCGAGGACGGCGACCACGGGAGCGACAACGACGACUGA